CCUGAGAUGAACUUGGGAAAGGAGAAACCCUCAGCCCAAGGCUUUUUCCUUUCUUUUUUUCCCCCAAACCAGGAUUUUUCAUUCCCAAGCUGUGGUCAGAUGGAGGAGGAGGAGGAAAAGCCCUGGAGAUCUCACACAAGGAGAGGCUGCAAACCCAGCCCAGGGAGCUGUGAGGAGGAAAGAUCCUCCCUCUGCCGGGAAGGUGGUCGGAGAUCCAGCCGGAGCUCAGAGCAGGGGGUGAAGCCCCACAAGUGUUUGGAAUGUGGGAAAGAUUUCAGCCACAGCUCCAGCCUGCUCCGGCACCAGGUGAUCCACACUGGGGAAAAGCCCUACGAGUGUGGGGAAUGUGGGAAGAGCUUCAACCAGAGCUCCAACCUGAGGGCACACCAGGUGAUCCACAGUGGGGAAAGACCCUAUGAGUGUGGGAAAUGUGGGAAGAGCUUUGGAAAUAUCUCUGACCUGAUGAAACACCAGGUGAUCCACACAGGGGAACGGCCCUACACCUGCUUGGAAUGUGGGAAGAGCUUUGGGUGGAGCUCCUACCUGAGGGCACACCAGCGCAUCCACACUGGGGAGAGGCCCUACGAGUGUCCUGAGUGUGGGAAGAGGUUUCAGACCAGCUCCCAUGUCCUCAAACAUGAGCGGAUUCACACAGAGGAGAGGCCCUUCCGCUGCCCCGACUGCGGGAAGGGCUUCAAGCAGAACGGCCACCUCACGGUCCACCGGCGCAUCCACAGUGGGGAGAGGCCCUACGAGUGUCCCCAGUGUGGGAAGAGCUUCUCCGUGAGCUCAACCUUGACCCGACACCAACAGAGGCACCAGUAAAGGAA
This is a messenger RNA of Poecile atricapillus (Black-capped chickadee), 830 nucleotides long. RefSeq names its product zinc finger protein 239-like. Gene Ontology annotation, biological process: regulation of transcription by RNA polymerase II. Gene Ontology annotation, molecular function: RNA polymerase II cis-regulatory region sequence-specific DNA binding; DNA-binding transcription factor activity. The coding region runs from base 7 to 825 and encodes 272 amino acids. The transcript has a single exon. NCBI's taxonomy places the organism in Eukaryota, Metazoa, Chordata, Aves, Passeriformes, Paridae. The record is from RefSeq and is a predicted model, not a curated record.